AUGUGGGYGCUCCUGCCCGACACGCAGCUGGGUCUGACCCGCUGCGGCGCUGCCCGGCUGGCGCAGGGAGCUGCCGUUAUUCCAGCGGGAGAAGGGCAGCCCCAGCGGGACCUCAUGGCUCUCUCCAACUACCGGGACGGAGCCUGCAGCGAGGCCGGGCCGGCCUCCACGGGACAAGCGGAAACGGCCUCGCGCCGCCCUAGCGGAGCGGCCGAGCAGGCCGGGCCGGAGGCGAAGCGGCCGCGCGCGCAGCGGCGGCUCCUGGUGGUGCUGGAGGGGGCGAGUCUGGAGACGGUGAAGGUGGGGAAGACGUUCGAGCUGCUGAGCUGCGACCGGCACAAGGCGCUGCUGCUGCGGAGCGGCCGCGACCCGGCCCAGGUGCGGCCCGACAUCGCGCACCAGAGCCUGCUGAUGCUCAUGGACAGCCCGCUGAACCGGGCCGGGCUCCUCCAGGUCUACAUCCACACCCAGAAGAACGUUCUCAUCGAGGUGAACCCCCAGACGAGGAUCCCGCGGACUUUCGAUCGGUUCUGUGGCCUCAUGGUUCAGCUGCUGCACAAGCUGAGUGUGCGAGCCGCCGACGGGCCGCAGAAGCUGUUGAAGGUGAUUAAAAACCCCGUGAGUGACCACCUGCCUGUGGGCUGCAUGAAGAUCGGCACCUCGUUCGCCGUGCCCAAAGUGUCAGACCUGCGGGAGCUGGUCCCCGCAGACGAGCCCGUUGCCAUCGUUGUGGGAGCUUUCGCCCACGGCUCGGUCAACGUUGACUAUACAGAAAAGAUGAUCUCUAUCAGUAACUAUCCUCUGUCUGCUGCCCUCACCUGCGCCAAGAUUACUACUGCCUUUGAGGAGGCCUGGGGAGUGGUAUGAACCUGGACCUCUGGCUCUUGCCGUGCUGGACUCCUUUACAGUGACUCCAGGUUCUGGAGGGGCUUUUUUAUUCAGGCAUGGACUCGGUGCAACCUUCAGCUCCUGGAAGGGAAAAGGCUUCAAUUUCUUCUUUGUAGCUUUUGGAGCAAUGAGACUCUAAAGGGACUGCCCACUGUCCUUGUCCUCCCAUUA
Nothoprocta perdicaria is the source of this 1059-nucleotide messenger RNA. It is a transcript of the gene EMG1, whose product is annotated as EMG1, N1-specific pseudouridine methyltransferase. The transcript has 7 exons. Gene Ontology annotation, molecular function: rRNA binding; rRNA (pseudouridine) methyltransferase activity. Gene Ontology annotation, cellular component: nucleolus; small-subunit processome. Gene Ontology annotation, biological process: rRNA base methylation. Bases 1 to 867 code for a protein of 288 amino acids. NCBI's taxonomy places the organism in Eukaryota, Metazoa, Chordata, Aves, Tinamiformes, Tinamidae. The record is from RefSeq and is a predicted model, not a curated record.